Molecule: messenger RNA, 951 nt
Organism: Trichophyton rubrum CBS 118892
Lineage: Eukaryota; Fungi; Ascomycota; Eurotiomycetes; Onygenales; Arthrodermataceae
Exons: 10
Coding region: 1-951 (316 amino acids)
Biological process (GO): cytoplasmic translation
Cellular component (GO): cytoplasm
Molecular function (GO): GTPase activity; GTP binding
Source: RefSeq, a predicted model, not a curated record
AUGGUGAACAUCACGGAAAAGAUUAAGGAGAUCGAGGAGGAGAUGCGCAGGACGCAAAAAAACAAGGCCACUGAAUACCAUUUGGGUCUACUCAAGGGAAAACUUGCACGACUACGAGCCCAGCUUCUUGAACCAACUGGAGGAUCUGGAUCCGGUGGAGGAGCUGGUUUUGACGUUAGCAAGAGCGGAGAUGCUCGAAUUUCUCUUGUUGGAUUCCCUUCCGUUGGAAAGUCAACCUUUUUAUCAAAAAUCACCAAGACCAAGAGUGAAGUUGCUGCGUACUCUUUCACAACCCUCACGGCUAUUCCUGGUGUGUUGGAGUAUGGUGGUUCAGAGAUUCAGAUUCUGGAUCUUCCCGGAAUCAUUGAAGGAGCAGCAGAAGGCAAGGGACGAGGGAGGCAGGUUAUUUCUGCGGCUAAGACCAGUGAUUUAAUCUUGAUGGUUUUGGACGCAACGAAGAAAGCUGAGCAAAGAGCAUUGCUAGAGGCAGAAUUAGAAGCUGUCGGAAUUCGGCUGAACCGAGAAGUGCCUAACAUCUAUCUGAAAGUCAAAAAGGCUGGCGGGAUGAAGAUCACAUUCCAGUCACCUCCGAAGUACCUCGACGAAAAGAUGUUGUACAAUAUCCUGAGAGACUACAAGGUACUCAACUGCGAAGUCCUGGUUAGAGAUGAAAAUGCUACGGUCGACGACUUCAUAGACGUGAUCAUGAAAGACCAUAGAAAAUAUAUUAAAUGCCUGUACGUAAAAGGAGUGGAUCCCGACUUCAACGAGGCUCUCAUUGUGAGGAGCAACUCUACAAUCGAGGACGUGUGCGACCAGAUACACCGCACGCUCAAGGAGUCCUUCAAGUACGCCCUUGUCUGGGGCGCCAGCGUCACGCAUGUACCGCAGCGAGUAGGGCUGGGCCAUUUCGUAGCAGACGAAGACGUCGUCCACAUCGUGUCCAAAUAG